This is a messenger RNA of Polyodon spathula (Mississippi paddlefish), 1964 nucleotides long. RefSeq names its product protein FAM43A-like. The record is from RefSeq and is a predicted model, not a curated record. The coding region runs from base 209 to 1249 and encodes 346 amino acids. The transcript has a single exon. NCBI's taxonomy places the organism in Eukaryota, Metazoa, Chordata, Actinopteri, Acipenseriformes, Polyodontidae.
GAUCUUCCCAUACAUCAAUUUACACAGAGCUGGUCGGGCGGUAGGGAGAGAGAAAAUAAAUUGCACGGACCCAAAACAGAUGAAGAAAUAGCAUCGCUGCAGACUGUGUGGCAAAAUAAUAUUUCAUCGAAGCAGCAGCAGUAACUAAAUAAAUUAGUCAAGACGAGAAUGCUUAUAAGUUUACGCCGGAAUUUUCAAGCAACAUAUAAUGCUGCCGUGGAAAAAAAAUAAAUUCGACCUGAUCGAAGAAGACAAGCGGUCAAAGCCGAAGGGAUAUGCGGCGAGUCUCAACUACUCUGCACUCACGUCUUUUGCAAAGUCCUGCCCGGAAAGCGCUCUCAGCAGGGUCGGCAGCAUGUUCAAAUCCAAGAGGAAAAAAGUGAAUAUCACCAACGAGGACCCCACUUACACGGUGCUGUACCUGGGCAACGCCACCACUAUCCAGUCCAAGGGAGACGGCUGCACGGACGUGGCAGUGAGCAAGAUCUGGAACAAAAGCGAAAUGGGCAAAAACGGCACCAAGAUGAAACUUACCAUCAGCUCCCACGGGAUUCGCAUGGUGCAUGUGGAUGACAAAGUCCGCAGACCAGGUCACCUGUACCUGCUGCACCGGAUAACCUACUGCGUUGCGGACCAAAGGCUACCCAAGAUUUUCGCCUGGGUUUACAGGCACGAGAUGAAGCACAAAGCUGUCAUGCUGCGGUGCCACGCCGUGCUCGUCUCCAAGCCAGAGAAAGCUAAAGCCAUGGCUCUUUUGUUGUACCAGACUUCGGCUACAGCCCUGGCGGAGUUUAAGAGGGUUAAGCGCAGGGACGAUGCGCGGCACCAGCAACAGCAGCUGAUAGGCGAGCAGACAAUCCCCCUGGUCCCCCUCAGGAAGCUCUUAAACGGACAGAGCUGUUACAAACCUCCCGUGGAGCGCAGCCGGAGCGCACCGAAACUGGGCUCCAUCACUGAGGACCUUCUCGGGGAGGAGGAAGAGGAAAAGGCGAAACAGUUCGAGUGCGAGGACAUUUUGGAUACAGAUGACUACUGCUUGGGCAAUGAUAAGCAAGAACUUUCUCAGAUAAUCAGCGACCUGGGUGAAAUGUGCAUUGGUAACGACGUCCAGACUCUGAGAUCGGACCUGAGAGUCACCCGGUUACUGUCCGGGGAAAGCACGGGGAGCGAAUCUUCUGUAGACAGUAACCAGGAUCCGAAUUCACUUUGCAACGGCUUCGAGGAAGUCAAAGAGCAAGAGGCAGCAUGAUUUAUUGUUAUUAUUAUAUUGUUUUAUUUGCAUUUAAGUGUUUUUGUCCAUGCUGAUAAUAACAAAAACUGCUCCAUUCCAACCAUUCUUUUUUUUAUCCCUUGUGUUUUUUUUUUUUUUUUUUUUUUAAGUAGCGUAUUUAUAAUGUGCAUUCUGAACUGACUUGGACGCUACUUCUGCAAGACAGAAGGGUGUCCUUCCGGUGACUUUAAGUGUUGAUGGAGGAGUACUUCGAGCUACUUUUAUGAACGCGGACACACACGUAUCCUCAUCUUAAUGGACGAAAAGACCCGUUGUGAACUUGUGAAUGUACAGUGUUUACCUAGAGAUGUGCCAAAUUAAUUAAAUAACUCUGCCUUGGGGUGGGACACGUGCAGUUCCAUGUUUCUUAAAUAUUCACACAACAAAACGCGAUUACUAGCGUAUUUAAUCAGGACAUUCCAUUUUCUAUAUUAUUAUUAUUGUUGUUAUUGUAACUGUUGUGAAGUUUGUUUGAAUGUUUUAUUUUUUGUAAUUUUGUAAAUAGUAUUGACCCAUUGUCCCUCGCCAUAAAUGUUCUUAUAAACAUGCAUGUUAUAUCUUUGCUGUGCAAAAGGAAAAACGUACCUUAAAGUAUUCCAGUUGUAUAUAGUAAAUGUGCAUAAAAAUGUUAUUUUUUAAAUAGAUGUUUACUGUGAGCUCACAAAUACCUAUAAAUAAAAAAAGAUACAUGAAA